Messenger RNA from Diplodia corticola, 1332 nucleotides. Its product is annotated as sucrase ferredoxin domain-containing protein. The record is from RefSeq and is a predicted model, not a curated record. The transcript has a single exon. NCBI's taxonomy places the organism in Eukaryota, Fungi, Ascomycota, Dothideomycetes, Botryosphaeriales, Botryosphaeriaceae. Bases 1 to 1332 code for a protein of 443 amino acids.
AUGCGCAUACCCUUUUUUCGAAUAUGGUAUUCGACUACCUACUCUAUCGUCUUCCUCCUGCUGGUCAUCCUCCUGGCCGCAACUCCCGGCGAUCUCAUCUACCAAGCUGUGCGCAAUCGCGGAUACCCGAAUGCCUUCGCCGUCGGCGCCGUCUACGUCUUGACCUUGCUGAUUACCGGCUGCGUCUACGCCACCCGCCUCUACACGAAUCGCACCGCUCUCCUCGGCAUCCCCAAGUCCUACAUACCCAUCGAGCAGGGCGAGGUCGGCAAGCAUGUCCGGCGCAUGAUCAUGAAGGGCUUCGAGCGCAGCGCGCUGAUAGCAUGGGAUUCGCGGCCUCGGGACCUGCGGCCUGAGCUGCACGAGGAGCGUGCAGGGAGCACCACGCCGUCCCACGAGCGCAGUCACAGGAAGAAGGACCGCCCGCGUGACGCUACGGCCAUCCCCGUCGACCCCGACUCGCCUCCUUGGGGACACAUUUCGCACCCGGGAUGGGCGUCGCCUGCCAUGGAUGGCGUGCCCACUCUGCAGUUCUGCAACAUCAUUGCCGAAUUGCCCAAUCUUAUCGAGGCGAAAGCCGUGUCUUUGGCUCCUGCGGAUCCCGCCUUCGCAUUCCACAUGUCACUGGAUGGUGUCAUCGUCAUGCCGGAUGCGCGCAUUGUCGCCUUGCUGCAACGACCUCCCAACAUGGGCCUGCGCGACUACCUGGGCCAUCUCUCAACCUUCGGUCUCAUCAACCCGCCAGAACUAGGGACCGACUUCCUCAAACGCUACGAACACGCGCGCUUCUCCACACAGGCCAUUUCGGAAGUGCAGUUUCAGGAACUAAUGGAAAUGUUUGCCCAAAUCCUGACCGGAAUGACCGACCUCGCCCCCGACCUCGUUGCGGAGCUUCAGCGCGAAGCGUACAGUUCAAGCUCCGACACUGCGAGCCUUGCGCCGUCCCAGAUAUCUUCAUUGUCCAUGGGUUCCACCGGAUCGGCCAUCCACUACAAGACGCCGCGCACCGCGCCGUAUGCGGAAUCCGUGUACACGCGCAGCACAACCUCCACGGCAGACCUCAGCGAAAGCAACGGUACUCUGCGCACUGCGCCCACCCACUUCUACGACCAUAGUUCUGAACAUGCCACUGUACCGCGAACUCCCUCGAUUGCGUCUAGAAUCUCGUCGAUGCAAACACCAGUGCCACGGAGAGCUGCUACAUCCGUUACCCCACCGUCGACAUCGAGUUCAUCAACUGCGUCACUAAGAUCGGCCAGGAGCGUCAUCAGAUUGACGCCUAAUCCAAGCCCUGGACAGCUUCCCUACUAUUUCGACAUUCAGAAUGGAUGA